AUGCUAAAGAAGCUUGCGCGCGGCGCCCCGAAGCUGGGGCCUUUGCUGCGGCUGGGCCUCCGAAACCUGGCCUCCGCAGAGGCACCGGAGGUCUUAGAGGCGACGGAAACUCCAUCUCGGCCGUCUUCUGCGCCUCGCGAAGACUUGCUGCAGCAAUGGAUAUCCCCUGGCGCGACGCUGUAUGUGAACCCCAUCUGCUCGCAACUGGACCAGAUGCUCUUGAAAUGCGAGGAGAUCGAGUCCGUUCUGGCUCUGUUGGUGACGCAUCGGGGCGUCUUCUUCGUUCACAACCUGGUCACUGCUGUUCAGGUGCUUGGAUCUUUGGCUGAAGAUGCCAAGGACCCUAUGGCCGUGAACCGACUACUUAGGGAUCCGAGAUACGAUGUCCUGCUGCGUGAUCUUUUCCGUUUCGUGCCGAAGCUCGACUUCCUGGCUAUGACGAACGUGGCCUGUAGCCUCCAGCAGUUGGACCACAAGUGCGCCCGGCUUGCGAUGUCUGCGCUUGAUGCGGUGCUCAUGUGA
Molecule: messenger RNA, 522 nt
Organism: Symbiodinium necroappetens
Lineage: Eukaryota; Dinophyceae; Suessiales; Symbiodiniaceae
Source: the annotation of a GenBank genome assembly